This is a messenger RNA of Macrosteles quadrilineatus (aster leafhopper), 3233 nucleotides long. RefSeq names its product mucin-2-like. Lineage: Eukaryota; Metazoa; Arthropoda; Insecta; Hemiptera; Cicadellidae. The coding region runs from base 217 to 1539 and encodes 440 amino acids. The record is from RefSeq and is a predicted model, not a curated record. The transcript has 6 exons.
CGUUCUUGGCCGGUAGUAGUGGUAGUACUGUAGCAGACAACAUCUUUCAUGCGUGUUCAUGUGUUAAGUUUUUAGGUGGUGGUUUUUGUGUGACGGUUUAGUUUAAGAUGCAAAUAGUGAAUAAAUUGCUGUGGGUUAUUUCAAGUGGACCGAGCGGAUUGGCUUUGUUUUUAGUUUGAAAUUAGUCUGAUGGGCGGCCGGCUGCCGUGACCCGGUAUGAAUGGCCGGCUCCUGCUGCUGCUGCUGAGCUGCGUGCUGACCCUAGCCCUGGUGUGUGGGGAGAGUAGACCCGCUUGGGGUGACUGGGUGGUUGCCGGGGACGACGCGGACACAGGCGCCUCUAUACUGCUGAGGCGCAUCACACCCAAGAGUGUCUUCGUAGCUCCUACCUUCACAGGUUGCUCAGAAGGGUACAGACAAGAUUCACUGGGACGGUGUGUAAAACUUGUUAAGGUAAACCAACAGUCUCAGUGGAACUUUUUCCUGGAGAGACUGAACUCGAUGUAUGCUCCGUCUUCCACUAGUAAAAAGCCCCAGGAAACCGGACCCUUCCACAUCAACCUCCCCUUGGCUAACAAUCCUCAGGAGUCUGUUGUACAGAAGAGACUUCCUCCCCCGAUGCAAGAGGUGAAGACGCCACAGCCAACUCAGCAACCAACAACAACAACAACAACAAGAACGACGACGACUGCGAGAGCAACGACAAUCCCACCACAAACGUCUACGUGGCCAACUACGACGAUGAGCGAAUCAACGACUCCAGAAGUCUCAUCUACAACUGUUGUCGAGCCAACGGAAGUAACGACCACAGAGAAAGAUCUCUAUACUGACCCAACAUUAGAGUCAAGGAGAGAGACAACAACGGAAGGGGAUGUUGCAGUGAUGUUAGGAGACCAGCCUUUCCAAGAGGCUGUAGAAGAAUCAUUUGGCACACCAAAGAGCAGAGAGAAGAUACAAGUAAAACCAUUCUUGAUCAUAGUUACCAACCCGACAGUCACUAGGGAGGACACUACUCCUAUACUGCCAGAAGAAAACGAAACUUCUACGACAGAAGCGACGACAGAGGGAAACACAAAGUUCACAACUGAGAUUCCAGAAACCUUUGGCGAGUCUAGAGACGCGACUGAAUCUUCCAUCAGGCCUACAGUUACAUUUAGGCCUGGAUGUGAAGAUUCCGCAGCUUUUGAAAAUUGUGAACCGGUCGGGACCGAAGUAGUCUUCGGUGAGUCAAGUCCAUCUUCACUCCCAGAAUUACCGCUCCUCGAUCCCAGUUCGCAGGUUAGGUUUCCUUCUGAAUCGUUCGUUCCUGUGCGAAAAACUCAGUCCUACGUUAGGUUUCCAGAUGUCGCUAAUCCACAUGAGGAUAGACCAGCUUUUUGGUGGCCCUCCUGGGAAAUCCGUCGGUACCCGGGUAUCCAUGGAUGGCCGGAGUCUUCCGAACAGAUCCGGUCCACAGAUAGAGUAAUCCAAAGGAAGUAUCCGAUGGGAACGACCUGGUCUUCCAUGGCUUGGCAGAGGAGAUUUUUACAAAGAGACUGAAGUAUUAUUUAGUAUUUAAUCUUUGUACAUAGUUAGUUUACUCGUAAAGAUUUAAAAUAGUGUACAUUCGCUUUUCGAUAGCUUUAAUUCAAAGUACUGUUGAUUUCACUGAUUUGCUCUUUAAAAAUUUCUCUCUCAUCCUAUCUUAUUAUUUCUGUGUUAGUUUGACACAAGAGCAGUCCUCAAAUCAAGGUAUGAUGAAUAUUGGUUUUAAAACUACUAUAUACCUCGAAACAUCAAUUUUAAACAAAUCAAAUAAUACGGAAAAUUUAUAUUAGGGCCUAACUGAAUCAAUGUAGAGGAAUAUUUAAAGAGCAUAUUAGUGGCAAAAAGGGCAUAAUAUGUGUAUACUUUAAACUAUAUCUAUGUAUUAUCAGGAAAUCUGUAUGUACCUGAAAAAGUUUGAUGCUGUAUUGUUGUCUUGUGCGAUUUUGUUUAUCACUAAUCAUCAUCGAUGUUAGUUGUCGUAUUUAUCGCUUUUCUUGAAUUAGGAGUUGAGUAAAGCUUGCAAUUAUUUUAUUUGAAGAUGUUAAAUGUUAAACAUUUGGACUUAAAUGAUAAUUGUUGCCCGUUUGAGAAAGAGUAAAACACUUUUUUUCUAUUCUUAAUAUUCUAUUCCCUAUGAUAUAUCUAUGUCAAUAAUUUUAUUUAAUAUACCAUGUAUAUUAUGCUCUGCGAGCAGAAGAAGAAUUUUUAUAAUUAAUACUCCUUGAAAGGUAUUUUUCUAAUUGUUAGGAAAAAAUCUAAAAUUACAGUUCUUAAUUUCGUAAUUCUUAGCAAGCUUUAAAAAAAAAAGAAUAAAUACCCAUUAAAAAGCCUUUAUAGGACUACCAAAUGAUUACUUUGUAACAAGGAAUAAUAUAGCGUUGAUGCUUGUUAAACUUACAAAUCAAAAGAAAAUUAUUGCUAACUGAAGUUUUCAAUUGAUCGUAUGAUUUCAACUUUUCAUUUACCACGAGAAAGAUUUAUUUUAGGAAAGCUUUAGACUGUCAGUAAAAGUAACCUCUAGUAUUUACAAGGUGUUUCAUAAAUACUUACUUUUACAGGCAAUCCAAAACAAAUUGCUUCUAGUCCUAAACACCUUUCUCGUAGUAAAAGAAAAGUGAAGGUAAAAACUCAUAAUGUUAAAUAUCCAAGCAACAUAAAUAUGUUAUUUUUUAUUGAUAAUAAUCUAAGAAAACUUUAUUCUGAUAAAUGAGUGAAACUCUAAAACAUUCUAACUUAAAGUUGGUUAAUUCUAAGUUAAACUUGUAACUCAACUCCACGUGUACAACCAUAUCACCACUUACCAAUGUAUGUAGUUUUGUAUUAUUUAGACUAAAGUAACUUAUAUAUUUAUUGUUAUACAAUCUUACAUCUGUGCAGUCUUUUCAUAAUUUUUAGUAGCAUUUUAUUUCUUGCCAAUUUAUCUCGCAUUGUUCCAUAAUGGUCAGUGAAUAUUUUAAAAUUUUAAUUCUACAAACAAAAAUUUCAACCUACAAAUUUUAAUUACUUUUGAAUAACCUUUUAAAUGUUACUUUUACUUAAGAUAUGACCAGUAACUGUUUAUAGAUAUUUUCCUUUGUCAAAACAGGUAGGUAUCGAAUGCCAAGUUCCAAAGUAGUAUGAUAUGUACAAAUUGUGAUUAUUAUAAACUGCAUGGAAUUGUUGUUGUCAAUUAUGUUGUAUUAUACAAUAUACAUUUGGAAAAUGCA